Messenger RNA from Amphiprion ocellaris (clown anemonefish), 2665 nucleotides. It is a transcript of the gene lin9, whose product is annotated as lin-9 DREAM MuvB core complex component. Lineage: Eukaryota; Metazoa; Chordata; Actinopteri; Pomacentridae. Gene Ontology annotation, biological process: regulation of transcription by RNA polymerase II; DNA-templated transcription; regulation of cell cycle. The transcript has 15 exons. Gene Ontology annotation, molecular function: DNA binding. The record is from RefSeq and is a predicted model, not a curated record. Gene Ontology annotation, cellular component: transcription repressor complex; nucleoplasm. The coding region runs from base 57 to 1700 and encodes 547 amino acids.
CCGACCCAGAAUGCAUUUUGACAAGGUCUUUGAAAAAGCGGCGCGGCUAAUUCAAGAUGGCGGAGAUGGACCAGCUGUUAGACGAGAGCUCUUCAGCAGAGGCACUCGUCAGUCUGAAAGAGGGCAGUUUGUCCAACACUCUGAAUGAAAAAAACAGCUUCCCGAGAGCUCACAACACCAGGGGACGGCAUUCCUCUGUCACAAUGGACACGCCCACACGGAGCUCAAAGAGGAGCCGUUUGUUUCGGGAUGAAGAUGAGCCGCCACAGCAGCGUCUCCCUUCCAGAUCCCCUCGGAGGAGCCAGAGGGUCACUACCACGCCACAGAAGUUUUCCACUGUCGUGACACCAGAUAAGAAGGCAUCCCAGAAAAUAGGGCUCAGAUUAAGAAACCUCCUCAAACUUCCCAAAGCUCACAAAUGGUGCAUCUACGAAUGGUUCUACUCCAAUAUUGACAGACCUCUUUUUGAGGGCGACAAUGAAUUCUGCCUCUGUCUCAAAGAGUCUUUUCCCAACCUGAAAACAAGAAAACUGACAAGAGUCGAGUGGGGAACAAUCAGGAGACUGAUGGGGAAACCGCGACGGUGUUCGUCAGCAUUCUUUGCUGAGGAGCGAACGGCGCUGAGACAGAAGCGGCAGAAAAUGCGGCUGCUGCAGCAAAGAAAACUCUCAGAUGUGUCGAACUGCAAAGACCUUCCUGAAGAAAUCCCCCUGCCCCUCAUCAUAGGAACCAAAGUCACCGCUCGACUCCGGGGCGUCCAUGAUGGUCUGUUCACAGGGCAGAUUGAUGCAGUUGACACUAGCGCUGCCACCUAUCGCGUCACCUUUGACCGGAGUGGCCUGGGAACACACACUGUGCCUGAUUAUGAAGUCCUGAGCAACGAACCCAAUGAAACCAUGCCUAUUUCAGCCUUCGCCCAGAAGCACCGGUCGACACGCUUCAUGCAGAACCUCAUGACUCCGCCUAGAGGGCCCUACCCGUCCACUACCACUCCUGUCCACAUGGACAAUGACCCUCUUAUCAACCAGUCACCAUGGAGGAACAAACUGCCCGGUACUGAGGGAGAUACACUGGGAGGAUUUCCUGUUAAGUUCCUGGUCCAAGUGACAAGGCUGUCCAAAAUCCUCAUGAUCAAGAAAGAGCACAUUAAACACUUGAAAGAGAUGAACACAGAGGCUGAGAAACUGAAGUCGUACUCUAUGCCUAUUGACCUGGACUUCCAGAAACGAUACGCCACCACCGUGCUUGAACUGGAGCAGCUGAAUAAAGAUCUGAACAAGGUGCUUCAUGAAGUUCAGCAGUUCUGCUGUGAACUUGCUCCAGAUCAGGGCAUGGUUCCAGCCGACCAUCCCACGGAGCUGCGGCGACGCUGUGAAGAAGAAGCCCAGCAGAUGGUGCAGCUCAGUAACUCUCUGAAGGACGGACAGCAGAGUGUGACAAACCCCGGCCUCACACACCUCAUCUCCCGCCUCACUGCCCUGCUCCUACAGAUCAAGUGUCUGGCAGAUGGAGGAGAUUUGAAUUCAUUUGAGUUUAAAUCUCUAACAGACUCCCUCAAUGACAUCAAGGCAUCGAUCGAUCCCUCCAACAACAGUUGCUUCCAGAAUAACGUUGAGAUCCACGUGGCGCACAUCCAGAGUGGCCUUAGUCAGCUGGGCAACCUGCAUGCAUUCGCUGCCAACAACACCAAUGCAGUCUGAGAAGCUGCAUCGUCCUGACCACACACACACACACACACACACACACACACACACACACACACACACACACAGGUGCAUGCACACACGCAGAGGUGUGGUACGUUCAUGUUGUCUUUUGAAAUGGUGCUUUCACCUGAACUGAUAAGACUACAAACAAACAAACAAAAAAGGCUCAUGUUGAUGUUGUGGAUCACCGCCAUGCUGUCCGAAUUUAGACGCCCCCCAUUGAAACAGCUCACACUUCUGCACAGAUCGAGUUUUCACGGAGGACGUCAGACGUUUUAUCCACCCAGUUUUAUCGUACGGAAAUGUUUGCGCACCCGACUGAACACAAGCCUGAAAGAGUCUUCAGCUAUUCGCCACAAUCCACGUCUGCAAAAUUCUGAAAUCAUUAUUUAUUGGUUUCACGUGCCAAACAUCGAUUCUAACCGUUUUUAUAGUCCAUAUUUAUUUAUUUUUGGGUAGGUGUGUAUGGUUCUGAAACAAUAUUUUGCUAUCUCUCUGGACGUUUCCCCCCUGUACGUGUUGUUGCUCCACUGAUGGUAAGCAUAGGGGAAGCUAAAGAAUGUUUUAUAAAAUUGUUUAUUGUAGAUAAUUGUACAAUAUCUCUGAUUAUUAGGACUAUUGUCGACAUUUCUGCCGCGUAUUCAGAAAUGUAUUUUGUAAUUUUGUGUGCACUGAGAAGAGAUUUUGGUAUUUUUAUAAAGGAGAACUCUGGGGUUUUGAUGCCUUUUACUCCCUAAGAUCUUAGCAUUUCCACAGUUUCCACAUUUGGCAUGGCUGUUGCUGCAACCUCCCCUCACCCCCUCCGAUACACACUAAGCCUGAUGUAACCCUGAAAACUCAACAGUUGUUUCCUAGAGAAUCUCCUUUUUCAGUUUUGUAAAGUUGUAUAUGAGAGUGCCUCAGGGCAAUUGUAUAUAAAGGUUUCUGUCUUUUUAUAUUAAACAUAAUAUUGCAACGCA